AUGCAAGAAAGUAGCGUUUUUGAAAAACUUGAAGAUUUCUUAAACUCAUCUUUACAGUCUCAUACUGAUAUAGAUAUAAAAUUAAUGCUUUGCGAAAUAGGAAUCUAAGGAAUAUAAGCCUUAAGUAAAGCUUUGAUAUAAUGCACUAACCUUUAGAGCUUGAGAAUCUAUUUUUUAAAAAACAAUUUUGGCGCUUAAGGGGUAGCAGAAUUAGGUUAGGCUUUAGCAAAGUGCAUCAAUUUAAAAACUUUAAUAAUUUCGUUUAACUAAAAUCAACUUGGUUCCUUAGGUGUCUAAGGUUUAUGCUCUGGUUUAGCAUCUUGUCAAAAUUUAAAUGACUUUAUUCUUUAUUUUUAGAAUGACGAAAUAGGUAUAGCAGGAGCACAAUAACUAGGAUUAUCUCUACCAAACUGUUAAAAUCUAACUUAUAUGACACUUAAAUUAUAUAACAAUCAUAUUAACGAUGAUGCUGCAUAAUACUUAGGUUCUUCUUUAUCAAAUUUCCCUUAACUUAAGCUUCUAGAACUUGAUUUAACUCUUAACGAUAUUGGAGAUAAAGGUAUAUCUAAUAUGGGUUCUGGAUUAGCUAAGAGCGCUAGUCUUACAAAUUUAACUCUUUAGCUUAACGAGAAUAAAUUUACAUCUGAAGGUUUAUCUAAUUUAGGUUAUGCUUUAGCUAAAUCCACCAAUCUCUCUACUUUGUCUAUAUACAUUUAGUAAAUAAUAAUAUUUUAAUAACUAAUUUAAUUAUUUUAACUAUUAUUUAAUUUAAUAAUUAAUUUAUCUUGUCUCAUUAUUCUAAUUGGCAAUUAUUAAAAAGUGGUACAUAAAUUGGAGCAACUGGUAUAUAAGGUUUAAUUUAUGGUUUAUCGCAAUCUGCUAAACUCUCAUACCUUUUUUUAGACCUAAGAGAGAAUAACUUGGGAGAUUAAGGAGCCUAUAAUUUAGGUUGUGUUUUAUAAAAUUUACGAAAACUUUAAAUUUUGCAUCUUAUGUUAGACUUCAACUAAAUUAGCCAAUAAAGUAAAAAAAAGCUAGUAACAAAAGUAAAAAAACUCUAAAGCUUAAUUGAAUAGAGAAUAGAUUGCUUUUGACUCACAUUCAUAUUUGGCAUAUUAAUAAGCUAUUUAAUAUUAAAUUAUCAAAAUUAAAUGUUAUUUUAAGUAUGGUAUUUUAUAAAUAAAUUGA
This is a messenger RNA of Tetrahymena thermophila SB210, 1188 nucleotides long. RefSeq names its product transmembrane protein, putative. Lineage: Eukaryota; Ciliophora; Oligohymenophorea; Hymenostomatida; Tetrahymenidae. The transcript has 11 exons. Gene Ontology annotation, cellular component: cytosol; nucleus; perinuclear region of cytoplasm. Gene Ontology annotation, biological process: activation of GTPase activity; nucleocytoplasmic transport. Gene Ontology annotation, molecular function: GTPase activator activity; small GTPase binding. The record is from RefSeq and is a predicted model, not a curated record.